Molecule: messenger RNA, 3326 nt
Organism: Micropterus salmoides (largemouth bass)
Lineage: Eukaryota; Metazoa; Chordata; Actinopteri; Centrarchiformes; Centrarchidae
Product: cytidine monophosphate-N-acetylneuraminic acid hydroxylase-like
Exons: 15
Coding region: 106-1896 (596 amino acids)
Molecular function (GO): 2 iron, 2 sulfur cluster binding
Source: RefSeq, a predicted model, not a curated record
CAACCCACCCUCCCAUCAUGCUAUAUAACAGUGCCUGAUAGUAACCAUGCAGAAAAUAGCUCUAACAAGAACUGCUGAUGUACGGCUCUUCCUUAAGAGGAAAUAAUGGCCUCUCAAAUAGCAAUGGUGUUGCUAUCACUGGACAGUGAAGAAGUCGGCUCACUCAAAGAGGGAGUCAAUUUAAAGAAAAACCCAGAGGACGGUAAAUGCUACAUCAUAUACAAGAGCAACACUGGCCUUAAAGCGUGCAAGAACCAAUGCAAACACCAAGGAGGGUUAUUCAUCAAAGACAUCGAAGAUCUGGAUGGCAGGAUUGUUAAAUGCACUAAACACAACUGGAAGUUAAAUGUGUCCACAAUGAAAUAUGUGAAUCCACCAGACAGCUUUCUGCAGGAUGAGCUAGAAGUAGAGAUCUUGGAUGAUGGGGGGCUUCAGUUGGUCGAGUUGAGCCCCAUGGACCCCUGGCUCGCUGACCCUCGAGAGCCUCUGGAGCUCCAGGAAGGAGAAGUGAAAGUGACGUACUUCACCCACGCCUGCAUGGAGCUGCAGCUCGGACAGAGGCGGUUCAUGUUCGACCCUUGGUUGAAGGGUCCUGCAUUUGCCAGAGGCUGGUGGCUCCUCCAUGAGCCUCCAGCAGACUCACUGGACAGACUGUGUGCAGCGGAUCUCAUCUACAUCAGCCACAUGCACUCUGACCACCUCAGUUACCCCACACUGAAAGUCUUGUCAGAGAGGAGGCCAGAUGUCCCCAUUUAUGUUGGUGACACAGUGAGACCUGUCUUUUGGUAUUUGGAGCAAAGCCGAGUCAAGCUGACCAACAUCAACAUUGUUCCUUUUGGUGUCUGGCAAGAUAUUGACGAACACCUGAGAUUCAUGAUCCUGAUGGAUGGUGUACAUCCUGAAAUGGACACCUGCAUCAUUGUUGAAUAUAAAGGUCACAUGAUCCUGAACACUGUGGACUGCACCAGACCAAACGGGGGCAAGCUGCCUCUGAAUGUGGACUUAAUGUUGAGUGACUUUGCUGGGGGUGCAUCUGGAUUCCCCAUGACCUUUUAUGGAGGGAAAUACAGUGAUUCCUGGAAGGCAGAGUUUGUCAAGAAUGAAAGGAAGAAGCUGCUGAAUUACAAAGCUCAGCUGGUGAAGUCCCUGAAGCCGAGGAUCUACUGCCCAUUCGCUGGCUAUUUUGUGGAGGCUCAUCCAUCAGACAGAUACAUUAAGGAUACAAAUACUAAAAACAGUGCAGAGGACCUCAAUGCGCUCAUCAAUAAGCAUGCACCAGACAUCAAGACAUGGACGCCAAAGCCAGGCGCUGUGCUGGACCUCGGCCUCGCUCUGAGAGACCCCACACAUAGUGAAGCCAUCACCAAUCCCCCAGCCAGUGCAAAAAUCUACAAGGACAGCUGGGAUUUCGACUUGUAUGUGGAUGAACUGAACAGCGCCAUCACCUCUGAGAUAUUUAAACAUCGAAGCUGGAUCCAGUUUUAUUACACCUGGGCAGGCUUUCAAAACUACAACCUUGUUGUGCGGGUGAUUGAGACAGAUGACGACUUUGAACCCCUUACUGAUGGCUACGACUACUUGGUGGACUUUAUGGAUCUGUCAUUCCCCAGCAAGAGGCCUGACAGAGAGCACUGCUACGUAGAGAUUAAAAACAGGAUUGGGGUGAUGAGAUACGUGGUGCUGCACGGCCUUCUCUGGGAUGACCUGUACAUCGGCUUCCAGAACCGCAUAAGCCGAGACCCGGAUAUCUACCACCACAAGUUCUGGAACCACUUCCAGAUAGAGCUACCGGUUCGCAGGCCAGACUGGGACCAGUUCCUGCUGCAGGAGACUUCCAAACAGGAGCCUGACACACCACAGGAGCAAAACAAAUGGAGCUACUGUGAAGUGUUAUGAAUAUGGAUUAUUGGUGUGUGGAAAUCAAGUAACUGUUUUGGUUCUGUUUAAUUUACAUUCACAAUUUAACUUACAUACCAGCCAGGUAAUUACAUCUUCUUUGAUUAGGUUGCACGUUGAGAAAACAAGCGAAGAGUGAAACAGAAAAAAGAGCUAAAAACACAUGAGAUAAACUGACACAUGGCUCAAUUAUUUCCAUCUGUCUUUAAAGGACCAUAACUCUGAUUUAGCAUGUAUCCAUCAAUUCUUACAUGGUAUAAAAAAAUCACUAAACAGACUCAUUUAGUUACAAUCUAUCACAGUGAACAUCAAGUUGCGACCAAUUUUACAUUCUCAAAAUAACAUUAUCAUUGUGUGGUAAUGCAGUUUAAAUUGAGCCUAUGGAACUUUUGAUAAAAAAUCUUUUUCUUACAAAUGGGAAUUAAAAUUCAAGAGCAAUAACACAAUUCAUCAACUUGAUCAAUUUAUUUUGCUGCUACAGUCUUUAUUUUGUCUGGUGUGACCAGUAGCUUAUGGUAGCUGCUGUUAGAAAACUUUAGUGUGAUAUUGCUGUGUAACUGACAUUACCCAGUCAAUUUGACUUUUUACUUCAGCAUGUCACAGAAAAACAUUUAAACAUUUUUGUUGGCUUUGUUUUCACAAAGACAUAAGAACAGCACACAUCACCUGGAGACACCUUUCCUGUAUGUGUUCAAUUUUCUUCCAUCCAAUAUAUAAAAAUUAAACAUUUUACAUGAUGGGCAGGUUCAGAAUUCAAGAUGAGUCAUUAAAAAAAAUUACAGAAAGAUAAUAUAGAAUAUAGAAUUACCAUACACGGAACAGUAAAGUAUGUGUUUUAUGUAGUUAAUCAGCUAAAUUAGCAUAUGGAGCAGAUGGCGCAUGGAUAAGAUGCUUGCCUUUGGUGUGGGUUCAAUUCCCACUGUGAGAUAUCACAGAACACAGUGUGUUCCUGAGCAAGACAUUUAACACUUAACCCCUAGUUGUUCCAGAGGCAGGUGACCUCUGACAUGUAUAGCAAUUGUAAGUCGCUUUGGAUAAAAGUGUCAGCUAAAUGAUUACUGUACCCCUUUAAGUGAAGGAUCACAAUAUACAAAUGUUCAAUACUACAACUAUAUCAUUAUAUAUUAAUUUAUCAUUAAUAAUAAAUGGAUGCACUGUCGAUUGAAAACAAUAGUGGUAAAAAUAUGUUGUUCUUUGUUGAGCACUUAUCAGAUAUUGUGUGUGCUGGUCCUGUGACCUACUAAAAAGUGGAAGUGGUUUCUAGUUUCAAUGCACUUAUUGUAAGUCGCAUUGGACAAAGUGUCUGCCAAAUGAAAAUAAUGGAAUUUAAUGCUUUGGUGUCAGAAGUCUAAACAUGGUGUUGUGAAAGCUUUAUCACAAUGGAUAUAUAUGUAUAUUUUACCUAAUCACAUUUUAAAAAGCAAGAACAC